AUGUCUUAUUACGACAUCGACUCGAUCCUCACGGAUGCAGAGAAAAUACCAUGCACUUUCCAGCUCGACGUGCCAGACCUUGGCUACCUCGACAACACACCCACCCAGACGCUCAAGACGGGCUCGAGAGUCGCGCUCCCGCUCUGGCUGGCCGAAAUGCUGGCCAUAGCCUCUAGCUCGGGCGGCCUCGACGAGCAGGGCAAGUCGUUUGUGACGUUCGACCUACCGCCGGCGCUGGGUAACGACGUGGUGCAGGCGCUCAAGGCCGACCCGCGUGCCGUGCCGCUGCGCGACCAGAGCGCCCACUUCUACGGGCUCGCCACGCACAUGAUGGACCUGUCGGAGGAGCAGGAGCUGGCCACGGUGCUCCGCAAGACGUACGUCACGCGCGCCACCGAGAUCGCCUUGCACGCCCGCAAGGUCGGCGGCGUCGGCCACCACGGCAAGAGCUCCGCCGACGAGGGCAGCAACCUCGGCGUCGGCGGCGCCGGCGAGGAGUUCCUUCGCGGCCUCGACGAGCGGGAGAGGAGGCUGUUCCGCAAGGCCCACGACGGCGCAAAGGCCGGCAAGGAGUGGAUGGAGAAUGUCAAGAAGCACUAA
This is a messenger RNA of Lasiosphaeria miniovina, 600 nucleotides long. Its product is annotated as DNA replication complex GINS protein psf3-like protein. Gene Ontology annotation, cellular component: GINS complex. The record is from RefSeq and is a predicted model, not a curated record. NCBI's taxonomy places the organism in Eukaryota, Fungi, Ascomycota, Sordariomycetes, Sordariales, Lasiosphaeriaceae. The transcript has 2 exons. Gene Ontology annotation, biological process: mitotic DNA replication initiation. Bases 1 to 600 code for a protein of 199 amino acids.